Triticum dicoccoides is the source of this 1095-nucleotide messenger RNA. Its product is annotated as CASP-like protein 4A2. NCBI's taxonomy places the organism in Eukaryota, Viridiplantae, Streptophyta, Magnoliopsida, Poales, Poaceae. The transcript is spliced from 4 exons. The record is from RefSeq and is a predicted model, not a curated record. The coding region runs from base 1 to 822 and encodes 273 amino acids.
AUGACUGGGCUCCAUGACGCGCCCGCGACCAGGGAACCCCGGAGAUCCAAGCGCCUCCAGCGGUCCAUGCCCGAGGCGGCGACGCCUCCUCCGGCACGCCGGACCAGGCGCACCAAGCGCCCGGCUCCUCCGCGCGAGGCCGAGCCCUCCGUUCCCGCCGCGAGGGCUGCGCGAUCAUCCUCGCCCCGUUACAGCGAUCGGGAAUUGGUGGAUGUGGUCGCGUUGCCUCCUCCCCCCGCACCCCGCGCGGAGGCCCCGGUUCCUCCGCCCGAGCGCGGGGACUCGCCUCGCACAGCCUACGUGCUCCGCAACCACCGAGCCCCGGAUACCGGCAUCCACAAGCCUACCCCCCAUCCGUGGUACGAGAAAAGGGAAAUUAAGCUGGAUCAGCCAGGCUUAUCCAAGAAGCAACUUAAGCGAGCUGAACUUUGGAACGCCCCAGCAUGUGCGCGCAAGGGUUUGGAGCGCUACAACGACAUGAAUCAGGGGGAUGAGCAUGAGCUGGUUGAAGCAGUGGGCGUCAAAAGCUUUUCCUACUGUGGUCCGUGCCUGCAUGCAAAUUUUCUUGCUAGGCGUAAAGUUUCCAGCAGCUGUGAUGAUCUUGUUCCCAAGUACUUCUUUGCUGAGCUGACAAUCGAUGCAGAUGGUCUGUCGUGUGUUUCAUGCUUCAAGUUCGACUCAGUUGACUGGAAGAACUUUGGCGGUUGUGGAGUGUGCCCGGCAACAUUUGUCCAUCCCGCUGGUGGUGGGUACAUUGGUGCCCGACCUGAAUAUCGUAUUCAGCCUGCUCCCAGUGGUCUACAAUUAUCGUUUAGUUUCUAAAUGUUAGAUGUGAGAAUCUGUGUCUGUUACUACUCUGGUAAGCAGAAUGGUUUUUCACAUUUCGAAGGUCAUGGAGAAAGCACAUAUCAUGAAGAGCUCCAGAUGAUGCAAGAGACAAUGCUUAGCAGCAGCGAGAACCCCGAGCAACGGCUGCAGGAGGUUGACACUUGACGGUGAAAAGGUGGUCGCUCGUCAGCAUGUACAGUAGUAUGACUAUCAGAGAUGUGUCCAAGGAGAUGAGCCCAAACCCUUAAAACUGGGAAUUCAGAGCUU